AUGGGAAAUACAAAAAAUUCAUGCAGUGAAUUAAUAGCACAAUUGCGAAAUUAUAAAUUACAUGAAUCUCCAUACAAUACACCAUACCUUGAAGGCACUGAUACACCAUUAAAAUGGUGGAAUACAUGCUUUGCAACACAAUCACAACUUCAAGAUUUUGCAAUCAAACUAUUUUCAAUUACACCACAUGCUGCAAGUUGUGAAAGAGUUUGGUCAUCUGUGGGUUGGAUAUAUGAACUGCAUUAUUCUCAACCAUCAAUUAGCAAUGAUAAAAUCAUUGAAUUGGUAAAAGAAUCAUUAAGUGAAGGUUAUGAAGAAUCAUUUGAAGAAGAUGAAGGUAUAGUUUUAUCAAAUUUACAUGAGCCAGAA
This is a messenger RNA of Ambispora gerdemannii, 369 nucleotides long. NCBI's taxonomy places the organism in Eukaryota, Fungi, Glomeromycota, Glomeromycetes, Archaeosporales, Ambisporaceae. The record is from the annotation of a GenBank genome assembly.